Parastagonospora nodorum SN15 is the source of this 3162-nucleotide messenger RNA. RefSeq lists its product as hypothetical. Gene Ontology annotation, cellular component: Pwp2p-containing subcomplex of 90S preribosome; small-subunit processome. The transcript has 3 exons. Gene Ontology annotation, biological process: rRNA processing. NCBI's taxonomy places the organism in Eukaryota, Fungi, Ascomycota, Dothideomycetes, Pleosporales, Phaeosphaeriaceae. Gene Ontology annotation, molecular function: protein binding. The coding region runs from base 1 to 3162 and encodes 1053 amino acids. The record is from RefSeq and is a predicted model, not a curated record.
AUGGCAGGUCCAAAGGUGCACCUCUCGAGCGCAAGUGGUCCCGUGACCAAGCGCCAAAAACUGCACCUUCACAGCGAGAAAAGCUCGUCCGCCGUUGUCCGCCAGUCCAACAUCUUCGCGCCUUUCCGAACCGUUGGCCUCGUUUCUCCUACCAGUGUCCCUUUCACAUCUCUCCCACUCGGCAAAACCACCUUCCAGAUCACCACAUCCGUCGGCCGCUCGCUGCAGACGUACGACCUCAAGCGCGGACUAACCCUUGUCUUCAUUACCCGCCCGCAGACCCCAGAAGAAAUCACCGCGACAGUGGCAUGGAAGAAGGUCGUCUUUGCCGCCUGGUCUGGUAGUGCGCGCAAUGAAACUGCGAGGGGUAUCUGGGUGUACCAGCGCGGCAAGAAGGUCGCCGAGCUGGAGCUGCCGCAGGGUGGCAUCGAGAAGAUCAGCAGACUCGUAGUAAUGGGCGAGUGGAUUGUAGGCUGUGGAGCCAACAAGGUCGACGUCUGGAAGACAGCCACGCUGGAGCAUUACACCACCUUGCACGGCGCAUCGUCGAGCAACUUGUCUGGCUGCAUCUGCAAUAUGCCGACGUAUCUGAAUAAGAUCUUCCUUGGCCAGCAGGAUGGCUCAGUCGAGAUAUGGAAUCUGAGCACCGGAAAGCUGCUCUACACGCUCCUGCCGCCUGCCGCCGACUUCGGUGCCGUCACCGCAAUGCAGCCGACGCCCGCUCUGCCGCUCCUCGCAAUCGCAUACCGAUCAGGGCCCGUCACGAUCCACAAUAUACGCACGGAUAAGGAAGUCAUGCGCUUGAACACUGGAGGCUCGCAGAAGUUGCCGGUGACGUCCAUCACCUUCAGGACGGAUGGCUUGGGGGCUGGCGACGACGGCCGUGAAGAUGGUGUCAUGGCCACUUCGAGCAGUGAGAGCGGUGAUAUCACUUUCUGGGACCUGAACAAGGGCGGGCGCAAAAUGGGCACACUGCGGGGAGCUCAUAGUCCACCGCCAUCCGCUAGUGGUGGCGUUGGUGGCGGCAUCAGCAAGGUCGAGUUUCUCGCUGGCCAGGCAGUCAUCGUUUCCAGUGGUCUUGACAACUCUUUGAAGAGCUGGAUCUUCGAUGAGACCCCCUUCUCGCCCCUUCCUCGUAUUCUGCAUUCACGUGGUGGACACGCUGCUCCAGUUUCGACCCUGCGUUUCUUGCCUUCGAAUUCCGAUGGCUCUGAUGAUACUGGCAAAUGGCUGCUCAGCGCAAGCCAGGACCGUAGCCUGUGGGGAUGGAGCUUGCGACGUGAUGGGCAAAGCACAGAGCUGAGCCAGGGUGCAAUCCAGAAGAAGGCGAAGAAGACGGGUCUGCUGAAUGGCAAUGCCGAAGGCUCAAGGCACCACGCGAAGCUGGAGGACCUUAAAGCCCCGACCAUCACGUGCAUGGCCUGUUCGCUCAACCGUGAUGGUGGCAUGGGGGCAAUGCCCGGCGUUACUGGCAUCUGGAACAACUCGUCCAAGGUGAAAGGGCAAGACAAAAAGGCCUCAGAGGUCAGCAUGACUGGCUGGGAGAGCAUUGUCACUGGUCAUGCCGGCGACAAGACGGCGAGAACAUGGUUCUGGGGACGCAAGCGGGCAGGCAGGUGGGCUUUUGACACCAGUGACGGUAGUCCAGUCAAGAGUGUUGCAAUUUCGGCUUGUGGUACAUUUGCGCUAAUUGGUUCUACUAAUGGAGCAAUUGACAUGUACAAUCUGCAAUCUGGACAACACCGACGAAGGUUCCCGGCACGCUUGACGCCCGCCGAGGCAAAGAAGUACAAGUUGCAACAACUGCAAGCCGAGGACAGUACGCUUGGAACGGACAUGGAACUCCCCCGGAAGUUUGCCAAGGGCGAAGGCAAGCACAAGGGAUCAGUCACUGGUCUCGCCGUGGAUGGUCUAAAUCGAACCGUCAUCAGCAGUUCGGAUGAUGGCAAAGUCAAGUUCUGGGACUUCACUACGGGUACCUUGCUCCAUGAGAUUGAUUGGUACCCAAUGACUAAGGUUUUCGGUCUACGAUACCACCACAAUAGCGACCUAGUAGCUUUGAGCUGCGACGACGGCUCAAUACGUGUCCUUGAUAUCGAAACAAAGAAACUCAUUCGUGAGCUAUGGGCUUCCCGCUCACAUGCAGAGCUGCAGACGCUCGAUUACAAUUUUUCAAACGAUGGUCGGUGGAUUGUCUCCGCAGCAUCAGAUUCGACGAUCAGGGUGUGGGACCUUCCCACUGGCCACCUCAUCGAUGCAAUGAAAUUACCAAAGAAGUGCAACACCGUCGCUUUCUCGCCUUCAGGUGAGUUCCUCGCCACAGGUUUGGACGAUGAAGUUGGUGUGCAUAUCUGGACCAAUCGAACCCUGUUCACACACGUCUCAACCCGGCAAAUCAAGGAGGAAGAGAUUGCCGCCGUCACUGCACCCACUGCGUCUGGCGAAGGUGGCGUGGCUGUCGUCGAAGCCGCUGCGGAAGAAUCUGACGAAGAAGAAUUUGAUGAAACUACAGUUCCCGUCAUGGAUCAGCUGAGUGACAACAUCACGACACUUAGUCUUGUACCCAAAUCGCGUUGGCAGACUCUGCUACACCUCGACGUGAUCCGUGCGCGUAAUAAGCCAAAGGAGGCACCGAAGGCUCCAGAAAAGGCUCCUUUCUUCCUGCCUGCUGUAGGUCAAGACAAGACUUCGACUACAGACAACGCUUUGGCACCUCUUAGUAAAGAUCCGGCUUCCCGCAUCUCCAGUUCCGCCUUGACUUCGCGAUCAUCAGCUGCGACGGCGACAAACGACUUUACACGCCAUCUUGCCCUCGCGGCCGUCACGGCUGAGUACACUACUCUACUCACCUACCUUUCGUCCCUUCCGCCAUCUGCGGCAGACAUUGCAAUUCGUACUCUUGAUACGACAGAGCCAUAUACCGAGCUCCGAACCUUUAUUCAAGCGCUCUCCGCGAGGCUACAGGAACGGAGAGACUACGAGCUUGUGCAAGCAUGGAUGAGUGUAUUCCUAAGACUACAUGGCGAUGUCGUCGUCCAAGAGUCGGAUCUUGUCAACGAGCUGAAGAAGUGGCAAGACGAAGCAAAACGCGAGAGGGAAAGGGUUGGUGGACUAGUCGGUUACAGCGUGGGUGUGGUAGGCUGGGUGAGAAGCGCUCGAUAG